GAUGCAACCCGCUACUACUGUCAUACUUGGGACUCACCCAGGACUGCGCUGCACUUCACUGUUUGGUUGACGCUGCUGACGCUGCUCUUCCGCCAUCUUCAACUUGCUAUUGUUUGCAUCAGACGGAGGCUGAAUGUGCUGUAUGAGCGAGCGGAGUCAACCACAGGCAUUGUCGGAUAGCUUUGGCGCUCCACACUUUCCCGUUCCGUCGCUGAGGUCAGCGCAAACGAUUUGUAUGUCACUGACUUAAGGGCCUCUCAGGACGCGACCACUAAACCUUGAUGAUGGACGACGACCAACCUAAAACAUUGUAUGUGGGGAAUUUGUCCAGGGAUGUAACAGAGCCCCUGAUUCUGCAGGUCUUCGCACAGAUAGGACCCUGCAAAAGCUGUAAAAUGAUUUUUGAUACAGCUGGCAAUGAUCCAUACUGCUUUGUGGAGUUCUUUGACCACAGGCAUGCUGCUGCCUCAUUGGCAGCCAUGAAUGGAAGGAAAAUAAUGGGUAAGGAAGUCAAAGUCAACUGGGCCACUACGCCAACAAGCCAGAAAAAAGACACCAGUAAUCACUUUCAUGUUUUCGUUGGAGACCUCAGCCCAGAAAUAACUACAGAAGACGUUAAAGCUGCCUUUGGGCCUUUUGGCAGAAUAUCAGAUGCACGUGUUGUGAAAGAUAUGACUACAGGGAAAUCUAAAGGCUAUGGCUUUGUGUCUUUCUUCAACAAAUGGGAAGCGGAGAACGCCAUUCAGCAGAUGGGGGGCCAGUGGUUAGGAGGCAGGCAAAUCCGAACUAACUGGGCCACAAGAAAGCCCCCUGGGCCAAAGACCAGCUAUGAAACAGGUAACUCCAAGCACCUGUCCUUUGAUGAAGUAGUAAACCAGUCCAGCCCCAGUAAUUGCACUGUCUACUGUGGUGGCGUCAGCACAGGACUGACAGAACAACUAAUGAGACAGACCUUUUCUCCUUUUGGGCAAAUUAUGGAAAUCAGAGUUUUCCCAGAUAAAGGCUAUUCGUUUGUAAGGUUCAGCUCCCAUGAGUCAGCAGCCCAUGCCAUUGUGUCUGUGAAUGGGACUGCAUUAGAGGGCCACAUAGUCAAGUGCUACUGGGGUAAAGAGAACCCAGACAUGAUGAACCCGGUGCAGCAAAUCCCUGUGCCUCAGCAAAACAAGAUGAGCUUCCCUGCUGCUCAGCCCUAUAACCAGUGGGGCCAGUGGUAUGGCAAUGGGCCUCAGAUCAACCAGUAUGUCCCGAAUGGGUGGCAGGUUCCCACCUACAGUGUCUAUGGUCAGGCCUGGAACCAGCAGGGCUUCAAUCACUUACCGGCCAAUGCUGGGUGGACUGGCAUGAGCGCCAUCAGUAACGGUGGGGUUAUGGAGCCCACACAGGGAUUGAAUGGGAGUAUGCUAGCCAACCAGCCUGGUAUGGGAGCCACAGGAUACCCCACACACUGAUAAGGGAGGGAAGGGCAGGAGAUAAUGUCAACCGUCUGCCAUUUUUGGCAUUAACGUGCUCAGUGGGGUUGUGUGACACCACCUCCUUUGUUGGCAGGACUAAGACUUUUAUUCGGAUGUGGAUCUGAUUAGGAAAAUUGACUUCUGUUGGAGGUGUAAAAGGGAUUUCUUUUAGGGGGGGUUUGAGGUCACGUGAUCCAGCGUGUAACGAUUUGACCCACAACAGGUAUUUACAUCCUCUGUGGGAGCCGAACUGGCUGAGAUCCUGGGCUUGGAUCAUUUUCAAGGUAACUGUAAACUGUAAAAACAGAAUUGUACAGGAGGAACUUUUUUUUCCAGGAUUUUACAAAUGGCUUCCAUUGUAGUUCCUCAGAAUCAUUGAGGAGGUGUCUUUUUUUAUUUUUAUUUUUAAAGAAACUGUCAAAAUUUGAGUUUUCCAAGUUAUGAACUGUAGUUCUUUAAGGAAUCGAAAUGUGUUUCACAUGUACAAAAAUUUAAAUCUAUUGCAGGGAUUGUUUGCCACUUCGGCUUCUCUGUAAAGGUAGAUUGAUAUUGCAGUUUACUCCCCACUUUUACAUGACACUUUUUUUUUUUGGGCAUUCCAUUUUUCAUAUAUUUUGGACAGCCUCAACUCCUUAAGCCACAUCUAUAUAACUCUACAUUUGAUACCAUGUAAGUACAAAUACUACUGUUAACUGUGAGUGCCUGCUUUAAUUUUUGUUUCAACAACUCUAUGGUUAACGGCCACAUUGUGAGUAGCAGAGUGGCACUGCCAAAUGUGACAUGGUGUGAGAGGAUUCUUCAAUACAGGGACAGACAACAUUGCCAUGCAGUGCAUACUUAAAACGUUUGACAAAAUCCUGAUGUAAAUAAAUAUUUGACACGUAUGUUUUUUUAGUGAUCUGUUUUCUUUUGUUUUUUUAUAUAAAACUUUUUGAGUGGAUCAUUUAACCUUUACACCUACUCUGUUUGUCAGAGAGAUGGAGGCCUCAAUUGCUGUGGCCUUAUAAAGCUGGUUUGUUUUAGCUGAUAAGAUGCUCUUCAAUAUGGCAGUGCCUACAGUUGUUUUCAGACCCUUUUGUUUAGAAAGGUGUUAUUCCUGAGAACUGAUGACUGCUACUGGAAUAGUUUUCUUGCUUUUGUCCUAUUAAAAUGCUCAUGAAGACGAA
Phycodurus eques (leafy seadragon) is the source of this 2617-nucleotide messenger RNA. RefSeq names its product cytotoxic granule associated RNA binding protein TIA1-like. Gene Ontology annotation, cellular component: cytoplasmic stress granule. Gene Ontology annotation, molecular function: mRNA binding. Gene Ontology annotation, biological process: regulation of mRNA stability; nuclear-transcribed mRNA catabolic process, nonsense-mediated decay; cytoplasmic stress granule assembly. Lineage: Eukaryota; Metazoa; Chordata; Actinopteri; Syngnathiformes; Syngnathidae. The record is from RefSeq and is a predicted model, not a curated record. Bases 282 to 1448 code for a protein of 388 amino acids. The transcript is spliced from 13 exons.